AAACUAUUUUAACUAUAAUUUCAGAAGGUUGAGGAAUUUAAAACUGCAAGCAUGCAGUUGAAACAUUUGAAAAAUUUGCUACCACCACAGGAUGGGGCAGCAAAGAUAUGUUGCAUUGCUUGGGCUCCAAACAACCAAAAGAUGGCAGUUUGCACAUCAGACCGUGUUAUCUUAUUAUUUGAUGAACAAGGAGAAAAAAGAGAUAAAUUUUCCACAAAACCAGCAGAUGCCAAGUAUGGAAAAAGAAGCUACACUGUGAAAGGACUAGCCUUCUCUGGAGACUCUUCCAAAAUUGCUGUGGGACAGACUGACAAUAUUAUUUAUGUCUACAAAAUUGGAGAAGAUUGGGGAGAGAAGAAGGUAAUCUGUAACAAGUUUGUACAACAGAGUGCUGUAACUUGCCUUAUCUGGCCCCCUGAUCAACCCAUUGUGUUUGGACUGGCAGACGGCAAGGUUAGAGCUGCCAACACAAAGACGAACAAAUCUUCUACCAUUUAUGGUACAGAAUCUUAUGUGGUUUCACUAGCUUCAAAUCCCUCUGGUAAGGGUUUUUUGUCUGGCCAUGCUGAUGGUGCCAUUGUGAGGUAUUUCUUUGAUGAUGAAGGUUCUGGAGAUUCUCAGGGUAAGAUAAGCACACACCCAUGUCCUCCAUAUGCAUUGGCCUUUUCCCAGAAUUCAAUAGUGGCUGCUGGAUGCGACAAGAGAAUCAUUGCUUAUGGACGUGAAGGUCGUAGUUUCCAGCACUUUGAUUACAGUCGAGAGGAAGAUGAACAUGAAUUUACAUGUGCUGUGUCCAGUCCAAGUGGACAGUCAAUAGUUAUUGGAAGUUUUGACAAGUUAAGGGUCCUGAAUUGGAGCCCAAGGAGACAGAUGUGGGAUGAACCAAAGCUAAAGGAGAUCCGUAAUCUGUAUACCAUCACUGCCUUAGCAUGGAAGAAAGAUGGCUCCAGGGUUACUUGUGGCACCUUGUGUGGAGGAGUUGAAAUUUUUGAUUGUUGUCUGAAGAGAACCAUCUACAAGAACAAGUUUGAAAUGACCCAUGUUGGACUCAGUCAGGUGAUUGUGAAAAAUUUGUCCAGCGGUCAGAGAGUGGUGCUGAAAUCUCACUAUGGAUACGAGAUUGAUGAAGUCCGUAUCAUGGGGAAGGAUCGAUACUUGGUGGCUCACACCUCAGACACUAUCUUACUGGGAGACCUUGAGCAAAACAAGCUGAGUGAGAUUCCAUGGCAAGGCUCAGGAGGAAAUGAGAAGUAUUACUUUGACAAUGAAAGUGUUUGCAUGAUCUUUAAUGCGGGAGAGCUGGCCCUAAUUGAGUACGGAGCCAAUGAGGUGUUGGGGUGUGUGAGGACAGAGUUCAUGAACCCCCACCUGAUCAGUGUGAGGCUGAAUGAGAGGAAACAGAGGGGUGUGGAGGAUAACAAGAAGAUUGCCUACUUACUGGAUCUGAAGACCAUCGCUAUCAUGGACUUGGUAACAGGGAUGACCCUUGGCCAGGUGAACCAUGAGUCCAAGAUUGACUGGUUAGAGUUGAAUGAAACUGGUAGAAAGAUCUUAUUUAGAGACAAGAGAAUGAGGUUGAACCUGUAUGACAUUGAGACACAACAAAGGACAACUAUAUUGAAUUACUGUUCAUAUGUACAGUGGGUACCAGGAAGUGAUGUGGUUGUGGCCCAAAACAGAGGAAACCUGUGCAUCUGGUACAAUAUUGAUGCUCCAGAGAGAGUCACCAUGUUUGCCAUUAAGGGAGACAUUGUAGACCUGGAAAAGGCUGACGGUAAGACAGAGGUGGUGGUACAAGAGGGGGUACAGACCAUCUCCUACACACUUGAUGAGGGACUUAUUGAGUUUGGGACAGCUAUCGAUGAUGGGGAUUAUGAAAGAGCUGUGUCAUUUUUGGAGACACUGGAGAUGUCACCAGAGACUGAGGCCAUGUGGAAAACUCUGAGCAAACUGGCCAUGGAGGACAGAAGACUUCAUAUAGCAGAAAGAUGCUUUUCUGCUCUGGGUGACAUUGCUAAAGCCCGCUACAUGAAAGAGACCUUUAGACUUGCUGAGGAAAUAUCCAGGACAAAGGGUGGGGAUGGCUUCAACCAUUACAGAGUUAGGGCAAGACUGGCCAUAAUGGACAAGAGGUUUAAAGAAGCAGAGAGUAUAUUUCUUGAACAGAAUCAUGUAGAUGAAGCUAUGGAAAUGUACCAAGAGAUGCACAUGUGGGAUGAAGCCAUUGAAGUUGCUGAAGCCAAAAUGCAUCCGGAGCUAGAGAAUCUACAGAGGAGUUAUUAUCAGUGGUUGAUAAACACAGGACAGGAGGAGGCCGCUGGAGAGCUUAAAGAAAGAGAAGAAGAUUACCUGGCAGCCAUUAACCUGUAUAUGAAGGCUGGUCUGCCUGCCAGGGCUGCACGGCUAGCCACAAGUAGAGAAGAGCUUAUGUCAAAUUCAGAGUUGAUUUCAAGAAUUGCCUCAGCUUUAAUCAAAGGAGAGCUGUAUGAAAGGGCUGGUGACAUGUAUGAAAAAAUCAAGGACACAGCCAGGGCUAUGGAGUGCUUCAAAAAAGGGCAUGCCUUCCGCAGAGCUGUGGAUUUGGCUCGCUAUGCUUUCCCAGCAGAAGUUGUUAAGCUUGAAGAACAAUGGGGAGACUAUUUGUCCUCCCAGAAACAGCUGGAUGCUGCCAUCAAUCACUAUAUAGAAGCCGGGGCAACAACUAAAGCUGUAGAAGCUGCCAUUCAUUCUCGACAAUGGCUUAAGGCUGUACAGAUUCUGGAAAUACAGGACUCCUCCAUGUCUGCCAAAUACUACAAACAGAUCGCAGAUCACUAUGCCUCCAUUGGUGAAUAUGAGAAAGCAGAGCAGUACUAUGUAGAGGCUGGCUGUACUAGGGAAGCUGUGGAUAUGUAUAACAAUGCUGGAAAAUGGGAAAUGGCACACAAGUUGGCGUCUACCUACAUGAAAUCAGAUGAUGUCUCCACACUGUACAUUUCACAAGCACGUCAACUGGAAAGCCAGGCCAAGUUCAAAGAGGCUGAAAGGUUGUAUGUAGCAGUUCAAGAGCCUGACCUUGCUAUCACUAUGUAUAAGAAACAUAAGAUGUAUGGGGACAUGAUCAGACUGGUGAAGGUCCAUCACCCAGACCUUGUCCAGGACACACACUUGCAUCUGGCCAGGGAGCUGGAAUCGGAGGGAAAUCUACGACAGGCAGAGCAUCACUUCCUAGAGGCUGGGGAUUGGAAGGCCGCUGUUAACAUGUACCGGUCACAGGAUAUGUGGGAGGAGGCACAUAGGGUUGCUAAGAAUAGUGGAGGAGCCACUGCAGCCAAACAAGUUGCCUAUUUGUGGGCUAAGAGUCUGGGUGGAGAUUCUGCUGUCAAACUUCUGGCUAAAUUUGGUCUGGUAGAUGCUGCCAUUGAGUAUGCCUCCGAGAACUGUGCCUUUGACUUUGCUUUUGAGCUGGCACGUUUGGCUAACAAGAACAAACUCCCAGAGAUCCAUCUGAAGCAUGCCAUGUACCUGGAGGAUGAAGGAAGGUUCCAUGAGGCAGAGGCAGAAUUCAUCAAGGCAGGAAAACCAAAGGAGGCAGUUCUUAUGUAUGUCCAUAACCAGGACUGGGACUCAGCCCAGCGAGUUGCUGAGCAGAGUGACCCAGACUCGGUGGCUGAUGUCCUCGUAGGACAGGCUCGAUUUGCCUUUGAGGAGAAGGAGUAUGCUAAGGCUGAAUCUUAUCUGCUGCGUGCCCAGAGACCAGAGCUGGCAGUCAAAUACUAUAAGGAAUCUGGCAUGUGGCAAGAUGCUCUAAGAGUAUGCAAAGAAUAUAUUCCCCACAAAUUACAACACUUACAAGAUGAAUAUGAACGAGAAAUGGCUGACAAAGGAGGUCAGAGUGGAAUUGAGGCUAUGGUACGACAGGCCCGGGAAUGGGAAUCAUCAGGGGAAUAUGCCAGGGCAGUAGAAUGCUACCUUAAAGUAACCACAAAUCUGACAGAUGAUAGGAAUGUUUUAGAGAAGUGCUGGAUGAAGGCUGGAGAUUUAGCUGUCAAGUUCCUGGGUCAGGAGAAAGCUCAGACUGUGGCAGAAAUAGCGGGACCAAGACUAGCUGAGAUCAGGAAGUUUGAACCAGCUGCAGAGCUAUACCUGAAUGUGGACUUGAUUAAAGAUGCCAUUGACAUGUUUAUUGCUGCAGAAGAAUGGAAUAAAGCUAAGAGGGUGGCCAAGGAGUUGGAACCAAGAUUGGAAGCUUAUGUUGAUGAACGCUAUAAAGACAGUCUCAAAAACCAAGGAAAGGCUGAACAGCUUGCUAGUGUGGAUGUGGUGGGUGCUUUGGAUAUGUAUAUUGAGAAAGGAGAAUGGGAGAAAUGUCUGGAAACUGCAGCACAACAGAAUACAAAAGUUCUGCAUAAGUAUGCUGCACUGUAUGCCACACAUCUGAUUAAAAAUAAUGACAGUCGUAAAGCUCUGGAAGUUUAUGCCAAGUAUGGGGCACCUGCUAAUGCUCAGAAUUUUAACAUUUACAAGAGGAUAUUUAGUGACCUUGUAAGCAUGAGAGGAUUAAACAAACCCGAUGCCUACCACACUUGGGGAGAACUGAGAGAUGUUUUGUAUGACUUGUGUGAUAACAUAAGUAAGGGGUCAGAUGCUAAUUCCCCACAACAUGCCGAGUUUGAAUCCCUGUUGCUGAUUGCUCAUUACUAUGCCAACCGUUCAGCAUUCCAGCCACACAAAUCUCUGGAAGAGUUGGCAACAAAGCUGGCAAUCAGUUUACUGAGGCACACUGAUAUAAUCCCAGCUGACAAAGCUUUCUAUGAGGCCGGAAUGAUGUGCAGGAGUGUGGGUUGGGAGAAUGCAGCCUUUGUUUUCUUGAAUAGAUACUUGGACAUUUCAGAGGCUAUAGAGGAAGGUUCUCUAGACAUGUUAGAUCACAGUGACUUCCAGGACACUGACAUUCCAUUUGAAAUCCCACUUCCAGAAAAGCCGUAUUUAACUAGCCAGCAACAUGAGGAGGUAAAAGAGUGGGUGUUAGCUGUCUCCAUGGACCAGAAGGUGGAACAAGUCUUACCCAGAGAUGAACGUAACUGCUACGAGGCAUCCUUGAUUGCUCCAGACACAGGAAUUCGCUCCCCACCAUGUGUUGUCACAGGGUAUCCAGUAUUGAAAACUCCAAUGGAAUUCAAACGACCAGGCAAGGUAGCCAACAAGGAUGAUUGGAACAAAAUUAUAAUGGCUGCAAAGGUUUCUCACAGUCCGGAGUUGAAUGACAUUUUGAAGUUUAUUGGAGUCUGGUGUGGCUCCACUCCCAAUCCAAGCUAUUCAUUCCAGUAAACUACUGGAUCCACUCCCAAACCAAACCACUUGUAGUGCUGUUUUAGAUCUGAUAUUUGUUAUUGUUGAGACAAUUGUUCAUUUGACUGUGAUGUUUACUGUAUCCGUCCUUAAGAAAUAACUUUCUCUAUUCAGAAUUCAGUGUUAUUUAUUGUAAUAAGUGUAGAGGCUGAAUAAAAAUUUGAAAUAUAGAAGA
Molecule: messenger RNA, 5506 nt
Organism: Saccostrea echinata
Lineage: Eukaryota; Metazoa; Mollusca; Bivalvia; Ostreida; Ostreidae
Product: intraflagellar transport protein 172 homolog
Exons: 48
Coding region: 52-5310 (1752 amino acids)
Biological process (GO): intraciliary transport
Cellular component (GO): ciliary basal body; axoneme; intraciliary transport particle B
Molecular function (GO): protein binding
Source: RefSeq, a predicted model, not a curated record